Rhizophagus irregularis DAOM 181602=DAOM 197198 is the source of this 872-nucleotide messenger RNA. The record is from RefSeq and is a predicted model, not a curated record. Lineage: Eukaryota; Fungi; Glomeromycota; Glomeromycetes; Glomerales; Glomeraceae.
AUGAUGGUUUUAAAAUAUUGUGAAGAUGGAAAUUUAAGAAAUUUUUAUUUGAAUAACUUUGAUAAUAUAAAACUUCGUAGAUUGUCAAAUAUUGCAGAUGGACUGUUAAGUGUCCAUAAUGCUGAAAAAGUCCAUAAAGACCUUCAUUCAGGCAAUAUAUUGUAUAGUGGGAUUAUGCAUAUAAGUGAUUUAGGAAUGUGUCAACCAGCAAAUAAUAAAGAUAAAAAAGAAGGAGUUUAUGGAGUAUUACCUUAUAUGGCACCAGAAAUUUUACGUGGAUAUCAAUAUACAAAAGCUGCUGAUAUUUAUUCAUUUGGAAUAGUUAUGAAUGAGUACCUUUCUGAAGAAAUUCCUUUUAAUGAUAUUCCUCAUGAUCAUAUUUUAGCUAUUAAAAUAUGUAAAGGACUUAGACCAAAAAUUUCUGAAGAUAUUCCAAAAUUUCUUGUAGAUUUAAUUAUAAAAUGUUGGGAUGCCAAAGCAGAAAAUAGACCAUCUGCUAAAGAAUUGUAUCAAAUAUUAAGUAAAUGGCAUGAAGAAUAUAUGAAAUUCAAUAAUAAUGAAAUUCAUUCUCAAAUGAGGGAAUAUAAUAGAGAAAUUAGUGAAAAAUCACUGAAAAACAGAUCAAAUGAAAAUAAGUCUGAAAGUAUUAAAACUCAUCCUCAAGCAAUCUAUACAAGUAGACUUUUAAAUUUUAAAAAUCUUCCAGAACCGGUAAAUUCAUCAGAUUUAUCAUCAUUUCAAGUUAAUUCAGAUGAUGCCCCAUCAGUACCAGAAAAUAUAAUUUCAGAAUGCUUUGAUGUUCAAUUUAGUGAAUUAGAUCUUAACGAAAUUAAUCAAGAUAAUUUGAAUGAUGAAUCUUAAAUUAUAGUAGG